AUGAGUUGCAACGGUUGUCGAGUUCUUCGGAAGGGUUGCAAUGACAAUUGCAUACUGAGGCAAUCAAUUCAAGGUAUUGAAACCUCUCAAGCUCAGGCUAACGCCACCGUCUUCGUCGCCAAGUUCUUCGGCCGCGCCGGCCUCAUGUCCUUCCUCUCCUCCAUCCCCGACUCCCAACGACCUGCUCUGUUUCAGUCUCUAUUGUUUGAAGCGUGUGGACGGACUGUGAAUCCGGUGAACGGAGCCGUCGGACUGUUAUGGACGGGGAACUGGCACGUGUGCCAGGCGGCAGUGGAGACAGUGCUCCGAGGCAGAGCCCUACGGCCAAUUCCGGAGUUUUCCGGCGCAUCUCCGGCUGACGAAUUUGACGACGCCUCAAACACUAACAACCAUAACAUCGAUUUCUUCAGAUCCAGAGAUCUGUAUUUGGCUCGUAAAGCGAAGAAUAAUAAUGAGUUGAUGAUCACAGCGAGACAGCACACCGUCGGCGGCCACAGCCGAUGUUGGCGUGAUACCAACCGCGACGCCACACAGUGGGUUCUCUCUGUAUACUCCACACAGUGGCUUCACCUGAACUGA
This is a messenger RNA of Camellia sinensis, 579 nucleotides long. Its product is annotated as LOB domain-containing protein 37. The record is from RefSeq and is a predicted model, not a curated record. Gene Ontology annotation, biological process: regulation of gene expression. NCBI's taxonomy places the organism in Eukaryota, Viridiplantae, Streptophyta, Magnoliopsida, Ericales, Theaceae.